UCACAAACCUUUUUGGUAGACCCCACCAAUGCCACGGUAAAGGCAAUGGGCCCGGAACAUUGGAAAUUCGAAGAAAAAUAUGAACCAAUGACGAACGUACUAGGAUUGGUAUCUUUCGCCAUCAUCUUUGGGAUUGCUCUCGGAAAACUCGGAGAAAAAGCUAAAAUCUUGCUUGAGUUUUUCGAUGCUCUAAGCGAGGCCAUGAUGAUCAUUACCAGUUGGGUGAUAUGGAUAUCACCUCUCGGAGUGUACUUCUUGGUAGCGGCCAAAGUUUUGGAAAUCGAAAGCUUUGCAGACUUAAUUGGAAGACUCGGAUUGUACUUCUUCACAGUGUUGCUGGGAUUGUUCUUGCACGGGUUUGGAACGUUGUCAAUUCUCUAUUUCAUAGGAGUGAGAAAAUUGCCGUUCAAAGUUAUAGCUCAACUCAGUCAGGUUUUGGUAACGGCAUUCGGAACAGCCUCAAGUUCAGCCACAAUGCCAAUUACGAUUCAGACUAUGGAUAGGAUGGGACUGGACCCAAGAGUGACGAGGUUUGUCAUACCCAUUGGUGCUACUAUCAAUAUGGAUGGUACCGCUCUCUAUGAAGCUGUUGCAGCUAUUUUCAUUGCUCAACUGAGGAACAUUCCACUAACUUUCGGAAAGACUGUGGCCGUUUGCGUGACUGCAACAGCGGCAAGUAUAGGAGCAGCAGGAAUUCCACAAGCUGGCCUCGUCACUAUGGUGAUGGUUCUCGACACCGUCGGUCUCCCUUCAGAGGAAGUAAUCAACAUCAUUGCUGUAGAUUGGCUCUUAGACCGAUUCAGAACAACAAUCAACGUGAUGUGCGACUGCCUGGGGGCAAGAAUGGUAGACCUACUGAGUGUUGGCGAAUUGGGAGCCCUCACCGAAGCUGACAAGCUGAACGCAGAACCCCAAGAACUGCUAGAAAUAUCUAAAGAAGUUGACAGUCGCAUGUGAAUACUAAAUCAGCUUUCUAGGGAAUUCACCUCGAAAUCAUCGUUUGAGAUUUCCAAAUUUCAAGGUUGAGGCCCAACAAAAAUGUUUUGUUGAACCAGGAAAAUGUAUACGUGCUAGUAAUAUUUUUAUCUAAACACUUGUGGAAACAUAACCUUCCGUUAUGUUUACCAGAUUUACAAAAUCCUCACUAUAUGUCCAUGUUCGAUUCGAUGUCAUAAUGAUGUUAUGUAUGUGACAAUAACAUUUGGAAUCAUAUCCAGAAAAACUGUGUCUUCAGUGUAUAUAUGUCAUACCAAAAUGUAUUAUUGAUUGUUAGGAGAUUUGAGAACACUACCAACUUAGGUAAAAUUCAAGGUUUUGUUAUUGGGAAUCCACAUAAAACUUUUCUUCAGGAAGUUUCUGAAUUCCCAUAUACUUAUUUCAAAACUUCAUAGAAUACAAAAACAUCACCUUAGUGGGAGUGUAUACUGUAGGAUACUCAAAUAUAGAUGUGUCAUAAUUUUCCUGCUCAAAAUAUUUGCUAAUAAAGGUACCAACUACGUCAACCAGAAAAAAUAUUUAUAUACAGCCUCAGUCGAUAAACAAUUUUAGUGUUAGUACUGAAUUUCUUCUUUCACAUAUAGUUACUAGAAACAAUUUAAUACCUUUAUAUUUUAUAUAAAAUUAUAUACUCGUUAAAUGUUUUAAGAUAUUUUCUAUGUAUUUAGGGACCAAAUCUUUAGUUUUAAGAUUUCACAACCCAUUGUUUUUUGUAUGAAUUAGACUAUUUUAGAAAUAAAACAUAUUUAUAUCAGUCUUCAUGACGAUAACUGCCGUAAGUUUAGUUCAUUACCAUUAUUAUUGCUGUUCAUCCUGGAAAGUGCCAUAUAGUUUUUAUUAUGUCGUUGUUACUAGGAAAAAAACGUAUAUGAAUUGUUAACCACUGAUGUUAUAAUUGUGAAGUGUUUGAAUGAAAUAAAUCCGAAUAAAUCUCA
Messenger RNA from Leptinotarsa decemlineata (Colorado potato beetle), 1931 nucleotides. RefSeq names its product Excitatory amino acid transporter 1. The record is from RefSeq and is a predicted model, not a curated record. Gene Ontology annotation, molecular function: neutral L-amino acid transmembrane transporter activity; glutamate:sodium symporter activity; L-glutamate transmembrane transporter activity. Gene Ontology annotation, cellular component: plasma membrane. NCBI's taxonomy places the organism in Eukaryota, Metazoa, Arthropoda, Insecta, Coleoptera, Chrysomelidae. Gene Ontology annotation, biological process: L-glutamate transmembrane transport.